Molecule: messenger RNA, 853 nt
Organism: Pseudomyrmex gracilis
Lineage: Eukaryota; Metazoa; Arthropoda; Insecta; Hymenoptera; Formicidae
Exons: 5
Coding region: 63-494 (143 amino acids)
Source: RefSeq, a predicted model, not a curated record
AAUUUUUUUCUCAGGUUUGGUACAUGUCACUUUAUUACAAUUAAUUGUAGGUUACGCCAGAAAUGUCAACAAUUAUACAGAAACUUGAAAUCAAAAAUUGUGUAGCUUUUACUAGUUUUAGACUGUUAUCGUAUACAUACCAUUUUUUUCGUGGAAUAUGUAGGUUCGUACCUUAUGUAAAACAAUUGAUCUUGAAUGAUGUUUUAUUGGUUCAACAAUCGACAUUUUUGACAAAUAUAAGUAACCUUACAAAACUUCAGAAACUUAAAAUAAUUUCAUGUUUUUGUUUACGGGGAUUUACUUCAGACAUAGAUUUAUUUCCUUUCACUUGUAACUGCCAAAAAGUAAAGAUUCUGGACUUUCGAAACACAGCAAUAGAGGAAAAGUUAGUUGAAUGGUUUUGUCAAAUUGAAUUUUUAGAGGAACUGUAUCUAGAUUGUCCUAAAUAUUUAAAAAACGAAUGGUCAACCUCUUCUUUCCAAAGACAGAGUUGAAGAAAUAAUCAGUUACAAAAACGAGAUUUUCCAGAACUAUUUGUUGUCAAAUAUUAGUCGGUAUAUAAGUAGAUGUAAUAAUUUGAAGAAAUUACAUAUUAGACAUUAUUCGCAUGUUACUAGAACGGAUAUCAAUAUGGCUUUGACAUUACCAGACUUAAUAGAGUUGGAUAUAACUGGUUGUUCUGUAACUCUGGAGGAUGUGAAACACUUUGAAUCACAAAGAUCUAAUGUUCAAAUUUAUUCAUCAUUUAGUAAACCACAUAAAAAAUAUGAGACUAUGAAUAGAUAAGUAUUCACUUUAAGUCAAUGUGACAUAGAUAAAAAAAAACGAGUUAGAAACGAGAAUCGUUUUAUAU